UAAGGUGACGCGUGUACAACAAAAUAGACUUCGAUUGAAGGCCAUUAAAAUUUUCCGGGCGUAUGCACGUGAUUUAUACAAUGCAUAAAAUUUAUUGAGCAACAUUUUGAAUCAGUUCAAUUUUGAACAGACUGAUUCGUAACAAACGCGACCGAAAUAUGUAUAUACAGUUUGAACCAACACUCGUGCAAAAUUAUAUCGUAUAUGAAAUGGUGUUAUUUUAGGUGAUUUAAUUUCAGCAAACGAGUUGGAAGUUUUCACAGCCGUAUAAUGUAAUCUGCGAAAAUGUAUCGUACAAACGGGCAACCCCAGAGGGCAAAUACUGAACCUAUUCAUCAAAACCGAGCAAAUGGAAGGCAACCUCCUCCUAUAAAUAUUCCAUUGACAGUUUCAGAGCAAUUUAGAGAAUCAUGGUUAACUGCUAUUAUUGGACUCAUUAUGUUUGCAACUGGCAUGUGCCUUUUAUUUUGGAACGAGGGAAGAGCGGUGAAGGUAGCACAUUCUUUGGACGAAGCUUUACGCAAUGUAGCAGUGCUUCCAAAUGUGAUGAAAUUAUUACCUGAAUAUGAAGGACGUUUGAUUCAUUUAUCAGGGCCCUUAAAGAUAUCAGAACCAUUAACUGAGCCCGACUAUGGUGUGAUUGUAUCGAGUGUGAAACUGAAACGCAGAGUACAGAUGUACCAGUGGGUUGAGAUAGAAGAAGAAAGGAACUUUGGAGGAGUAACAGAGGAAGAGAAGCAUUAUUAUUACACAACAGAAUGGAAAGACAAGCUUGUUGAUUCAGAUCAUUUCUAUAUUAGAGCUGGCCAUCAUAACCCGAAAGAAAUGCCUAUUAAAAGCCAAGUGCAAAUUGCAGAUGAAGUUAACAUUGGCGCAUUCACUCUUGGGACUGAAUUGAAGAAGAAAUUUAAUGAUUUUGUAGAAAUUACCAGUGACGAACGACCCGAGCGGAAAGAUAUUAAAAUGCACUCUGGUUUAUACUACCACAGCUCUAAUUUGUGGGAACCUGAAGUAGGUGACAUACGUAUACAAUUUUCCUAUGCUGGAAAAGCAGGAGAUGUAUAUUCCAUAGUUGGCAUGUUACAAAAAGGAAUUAUCGUACCAUACGUUACAACCCAUGGAGAAGAGAUUUUACUACAACAAAAACACAAAAUAUCUGUAGAUCAAAUGUUCCAUCUGGAACAUGUACACAAUUACUGGCGUACAUGGAGCAUUAGAGGGCUUGGAUGGUUAGUCUUAUUCUUGGCAGCGACGUGUUUGGCGAAUAUAUUGAGGACAGUGAUUCUAAAUUCAACAUUCUUGUGUGGAAUAAUCGCAGUUGAGUCUCUAACAAUGUCUGUAUCGAUGUCUAUCAGUUUACUAGUGAUUGGUUUUGCUUGGGUAUGGUACCGACCGGUAAUAGGCCUCUGCUUAGCAUUAGCAUCAAUUUUACCAUUCAUCUAUUCAACGUUGACAUCAGGCUCUCAGUCUCAGCAACGCGAUAGCUACAGAAGGCUGUGAACUUUCGUUGAACAAUUAAACUUCACUUAUGUAAAUACAUUAACUUAUAUCAUUCUUUUCUACUGUACCUCAAUGUGCUUAUUUUGACAGACAUUAUCGUCUCUCGUCUUAUUAAAUCCCGUCAAAUUGUAAAUUGCACAAUUUAUUGUAUUGUACCAUUGUAAAUUGUUGUAUUAUAUUACAUUUUGUUAUUGUAAUAAACUAUUUUGUAAACAUCAAA
This is a messenger RNA of Frieseomelitta varia, 1720 nucleotides long. It is a transcript of the gene Tmem43, whose product is annotated as transmembrane protein 43 homolog. The record is from RefSeq and is a predicted model, not a curated record. Gene Ontology annotation, cellular component: nuclear inner membrane. The transcript is spliced from 6 exons. Gene Ontology annotation, biological process: nuclear membrane organization. NCBI's taxonomy places the organism in Eukaryota, Metazoa, Arthropoda, Insecta, Hymenoptera, Apidae. The coding region runs from base 286 to 1500 and encodes 404 amino acids.